AUGGAGAAGUCUAUUAUUGACAAAUCUGUUAUUGGAGACAUUUCGGAAGGCAAAUAUGAUGACAGCAACCAGUUAGUUCUUCCUGGCAAGAAAAAACCUAAACAGAAAGCCAAAAAUGUUGCUGUUCAACCUUUGCGUGUGUUGUCGAAGUCGAAAAGAAAAGAGCUUCAGAAGCAGGUCGCCAAAAAAACCAAAAAACUAUCACGAAAAGAGCUGUGGGAUGAACUGGAAGCGUACGCCACACAACCAUCUGACAAGUCGACUUCAGGGAACCUUUUCAGUCAAUCUAGUUCUGCUGACACAUCCACGGAUACUGAUGAGUUCAGUUCUUCCGAAGAGGCACCAAAACAGGAAGAUUCAAGUGUUUCGGAACUCCCUCGAACAACCGAACCGGAGAGAGAGAAAUCGCCCACCCGUAACCCUCCGGAGAAUGUUCUUGUUGUUGAUGUACCUUGCAAGAAGUCGAAUUAUGUGCUCGUUAACCGGACACCAGAGAUACAGUCAAUGCGCGUGGCUCUACCGAUAGUUGCGGAAGAGUCCAAUAUAAUGGAGGCUAUUUCAGAAAAUGAUGUGGUUAUCAUCUGCGGGGCCACUGGAUGCGGAAAAACUACUCAAAUUCCUCAAUUUCUAUACGAAGCUGGUUAUACGCAUGAGGUCAGCUAUCAUAUUCGCUACGAGAAAAAUGUGUCCUCAAAGACGCAAAUAAAGUUCAUGACGGAUGGUAUUCUCCUUCAGGAAGUAAAGAAGGUGAGUGCCCGGCCACCCUACUAUUCUGCUCUACCGUAA
Dibothriocephalus latus is the source of this 786-nucleotide messenger RNA. NCBI's taxonomy places the organism in Eukaryota, Metazoa, Platyhelminthes, Cestoda, Diphyllobothriidea, Diphyllobothriidae. The record is from the annotation of a GenBank genome assembly.